This is a messenger RNA of Hemisphaericaspora subhashii, 297 nucleotides long. RefSeq lists its product as uncharacterized. Lineage: Eukaryota; Fungi; Ascomycota; Pichiomycetes; Serinales; Debaryomycetaceae. The coding region runs from base 1 to 297 and encodes 98 amino acids. The transcript has a single exon. The record is from RefSeq and is a predicted model, not a curated record.
AUGUAUUCCAAGCUUUCAAAAACAUUCCAAAUAUCUGAUUAUUCCAUACCAAAAUUAUUGUCCCCUAAAGAGUUUUUCAAACUCGAAAGCACGGCAAAGAAAAAGUACUUCCGUCUGUUGUUUCAAAAACACCAAACUGGCGCCAGAGAAAUUUGCAACGAUCUUCAUGUAAAACCAACCACAGAAACAUCGAGUUCCUCAAUUUAUCCUAGUGGAACAUCGAGUUUCUCAGUUUAUCCUAGUGGAACAUCGAGUUUCUCAGUUUAUCCUAGUGGAACAUCGAGUUCCUCAGUUUAG